Hylaeus volcanicus is the source of this 7408-nucleotide messenger RNA. RefSeq names its product sterol regulatory element-binding protein cleavage-activating protein (gene SCAP). The record is from RefSeq and is a predicted model, not a curated record. The coding region runs from base 862 to 4839 and encodes 1325 amino acids. Gene Ontology annotation, cellular component: Golgi membrane; endoplasmic reticulum membrane. Gene Ontology annotation, molecular function: sterol binding; protein binding. Gene Ontology annotation, biological process: SREBP signaling pathway. NCBI's taxonomy places the organism in Eukaryota, Metazoa, Arthropoda, Insecta, Hymenoptera, Colletidae. The transcript is spliced from 13 exons.
UAGCGUCGCGCGAGUUAAACUGAAACCGGCCAGUGCACUCGAUAAAUUUACGUCGGUCAUACGGUUGCUCGUACGCGCGUUGGAUUCCAACGCUGUUGGAAGUCGUUUCUCGGUUAUCGUUUUCUUCGAAUUCGCCUGAGCGUCGUGUUUGCUCGCAAGACAGAAAUAAGCAGAAUUUUAUUCGAACGGUAGACGACGAACGAAAACGGUGCACAGUGAUUUACUCGAGUGAACAGUUAUUCGGUAAAGCUACGCGAUUACGUAUAUAUAAUUCAGAUUGUAAUUCUUAUCGAACGAAUAACGCAUUGAACAUUAUUUGAAUUUUGUACGUUGAUAAGAAUUUCACCCAUCUCUGAGUCGAAAAAAUGACGUGCUACCGGGAACACGUGUGAGUGAUCCGCGUACAUUUCGACGCGUGUGUCAUCGCUAGAUCAAUUUCCAGUGUGUUAUCUAUGCUCCAAUGUGUGCGACGGCAAGUCAGACCUAACCUCGAAAUUCCGCAAACUGCACUCUGGUUCACAAUUACACGUUUCCUGGUGUUGUCGUGUCUCAACGAUAUCGUGUUAAACGUACGUAGGUGUCAGGUAUAAUAUCCUGGAUCGGAUAAAUUUUUCGUGCUUGGAAAUCAUCGGUGGAUCAUCCGUGACAGUGAUGCGUGAAUUGUGACGAUGUCCAUUUAACAGUGGCUGUAUCAAUCUGAAAUGGAAUCGUCGCAUCGUUGGUGUAUUUUGUGGCUCACAAUGUAAAACGAAAACAACAUUUGGCCGAGGAAUGUUAUAAUUAGUAGUGCGCAUAUAUGUCAAUUAUAAACAAUAUGUACCUUACAUGCUACGAAACAUGGUGAGGCAACCUUAAGGUGAAAUGUUCCGUAGUUUACCAGACAGGGUGGCAGGGCUGUACUAUGGCCAUGGCCUGUUUUGCUCUUCUCAUCCAUUUGCUGUUAUUUCAUUGGCAAUCUCGAUUAUAUUACUAUGUUGCUAUCCUUUAGUCAAUUUGCCCAUGCCUGGCAAUGCACCAAGGACUGUAAUCAAUCAUACUGUUGUGCCUGAAAACAAUACGGAGAACUCUGCAUUUUAUGUGCAACAAGUAGUGUUGAGAACUGCAGUUGUUCCAUGGACAGAAGACUUAACAUUAAUGGAUGCCUUUCGGGGUCCACUUUAUGAAGUUUUUAAUCUCUUAGAGAUUAUACAAAAUUACCAGCAUCCAGAAACAUUGAAAACACUUGAUCAAGUGUGUUUACACAUUGAAGCAAUUAAGAAAAGAAAUGGUAAAAAACAGGAAAUUUUGCCAGAAUACAAUUGCCUUGUUCUUUCACCUGCUAACUUAUGGCAGCGAAGCAUCGAAUUAUAUACACAGGAUACAAAUCUUAUAAAUACAAUAUAUUCGUAUCAGAAUCUCCAAAAGGGUAAAAUUAGUUUAGCUGAAAUAAUGUUUGGAAUGAACCUUAAAGAAACUGGAGUAAAACGGUAUCCAAUUCGUCUUCGGCAGAGAAUUUUACAAUAUGCAGUAACUAUUUUUUUAAAGGACUAUGAUCCAAACUUUAUAAAAGGGUUGCAACAUAGGCUAAAAAGUUACUAUCACCUUCAUCAAACAGAAGGUGAUAAUACUACCAAUGUACCAGUAGAUGAAAUGUUACAUAUCUUUUAUCCUGGUGAAUUUAAUUAUAGUGACUUCUUCCCACUAAUGAUGACGUUUAAUGCUCUCUUUUUCUAUGUUUAUUUUUCUGUACGAAAAAUAGAAGUAAUAAAGUCAAAGAUUGGUAUAGCAUUUAGCGCGACCAUUGCAGUGAUAGGUUCAUUAUCUAUGACUGUGGGCCUAUGCUUUUUUUUUGGCUUAACGUUAAGCUUAAGUGGAAAAGAAGUGUUCCCAUAUCUGGUGGUUAUUGUGGGACUAGAAAAUGUUUUGAUAUUGACUAAAAGUGUAGUGAGUACGCCAGCCCAUUUGGACGUGAAAAUACGCGUUGCCCAAGCUUUGGCUAAAGAGGGUUGGUCUAUUACUAAAAACCUACUUACAGAAGUGACGAUUUUAACGAUCGGAUUGUUCACUUUCGUGCCAGCCAUUCAAGAGUUUUGUAUUUUUGCCAUUGUUGGCUUGGUCAAUGACUUUUUUCUUCAAAUGGUCUUUUUUUCAACGAUUCUUGCUGUCGAUAUCAAACGCACCGAACUGUCCAAUGAGACAUCUAAAUUCCAUUUCCCGAAUGCAUCGACCAUGCGGAAACAACAAUUCACGACAACUAUAUCGAAUAGAAAGCCGAACAUCUUUCGAUCAAAGUCUCAUCCAAGAUUAAAUGGGCUGUCCAAUGGUCCAACGACCGUCAUAGCAUCAAACACGCAGAACGCUCAAACACUGGAUAAAAUUCCAAAACGUUUACGUUUAGUUCACUUUUGGGCACGGACACGAAUAUUUCAACGUGCGUUUAUGGUUUGGAUGGUUGUUUGGAUUAGUAUGAUUAUUUAUAAUUCUGGGAUUGUUGAACAUGUUAUACAUUUAAGUGAAACAUUGAAGUCAGAUUCUGAUAUCGACGGAUAUACUUUAGACAGACCUCAUUCAAACAAUUAUGUCGAAUUAAAUACUAUGAAACCACUAUCGGUACCAUCCGCUAUCAUCGACUCCAAUCAUGUGAAUAAACAGGACGACCUAGCUAAUAACAUUACCGAAGAACUAAAUAAACUAAGACCAGUGGAUUUUCCACCUUGGAAUCGAUUAUCGCUAUAUCAUUGGUCUUCGAUCCUUUCUAUGUACAAUAUUUCCGCCGCUGAUGGACGUAUAACUAUAUUACCGACAAUGAGACUAUCUCAUGCUGUAAGUCCACAACUGGUCAAACAAAUUAGUAAUCCUAAUGAUGUACAACAUUUUCAAUGGCAGAGUCUUGCUACUGCAGCCCUCGAUCCGUUAGACUUUUCAGACAUGGAGUUACCAACUAGAUCUGAAGGUCGCAGUUUUAAAGCAGACGCUCCUUUCAUUCCAUCGAGUCCAAUGGAAAUAUUUUUGGCAGCAGUACUUUGUCUCAUAAGCGUUAUUGUUGUUGCUUAUACAAUGGUUGUUCUUUAUCGUUGUAUUUGCUCGAGAAACUAUGCCGAAUGGCGAGCUAGCUGGCACCAACCAGAAAAAGCCCAUGAUUCGGCAACACAACUAGUUCUAGAGGCAUUGCCGCUAGUCCUUGAUGGGCACACGCAGGAAGUAGAAUGCAUUGCUACAGAUAGCAACACCAUCGCUAGCACCUGCUUAGCUGGCCACAUCAGGGUAUGGGAUGCAACGUCCGGUGAGCAACUAGCUCACAUUGAUAGAAAACAGUUUUUUAGCAGUCCCCGGAAAAACUUGAAUCAAACGACACCAGAUAUGGACGAGUUAAUGUCAGAUUACGAAAGUGGUUCACCACCCUCGAGAGGAGAAAUGGAGAACACUAAUUCGUUUGGGCUAUACUCCUCUAUCCACUGCAGAAAGUCAUCUCCUGGAUUAUGCAAUUCGCAAAGAGGACAAAAUAGUAAUAGUAAUAAGAGACAUUCUAUGGGGAAUACGUUCGAUUAUGAUUAUCAGCUGAACGAAUUUGGCAUGGAAAAACAAAAAAAACUUCGUAGAAGUUUAGACAAUGCUUAUGAUAUUCCCGACUUAAAGUCCACGAUUAAUAUCAAAUUUUCGUCCAUGAAACACUUUCGAACGCAACUAAAUUAUGAAUCAGGAUUCGAUUUUGGUGACCAGUAUAAACACCUUGUCGAAGAACAUAACAAGUCUAUAAAUAAACUACAGAAGUCCGAAAGUUUAGAGCAGUUAUGCAUGCCUAGUGGAAGAUUAAAUUCUUCUGGUUUUCUAGAUAGCAUAUCCUCAUUGAAUACAGAUAGAACCACGCAAUUUUCACAGGUGAUAUCUCCUAUCUGGUGUAUAGAUUAUCAAGAAAAUCUUAUAGUAGUAGGAUGUGCCAACGGAAGUUUAGAAUUUUGGGAAGGCACUACAGGUAGAUUCAAGUGUUUAUUUGACGAUGGAUCGGGGCUUGGGAUAUCCGCCGUUAAAUUCGUCGGCAGUAGAGUAGUAGCAGCUAAGUUAAGCGGUUCUGUUGACUUUCUGCAGUUAGAGAGUUACAGUGAAGGUCAACAAAUUGAUUGGGGUUUCACCUCGUAUAGAAGAACUCAUGUUCGAACGGGAAGUGCUGGCUCACCUAUGGAUAUAAAUAACAUCAUGCAAUCUGAAGAAGACCUUCGUUGUAUGAAAAUUAGUUCUCAUAGAGCUCACCAACAAGCAAUAACCGUGCUUGACAGUGAGGGUGGUCGUGUCCUAACUGGCAGUCAGGACCAUACUCUUAAAGUAUAUAGGUUAGAGGAUCAAUUGCUAUUAUAUACUCUUCAUGGGCACAGUGGUCCCAUAUCUUGUCUGUUUAUUGACAGGAUGAGUCCCAUGACAUCCGGUAGCGGAUCUCAAGAUGGAAUGCUAUGUGUUUGGGAUCUUCUAACUGGAACAUGCAUGUAUAGUAUACAGGCUCACGAUGGUGCGGUGGCAGCUAUUGCAUGUUCCGUGUCUUAUGUGAUAAGCAUUGGAACUGACGAGAGGUUAUGUGUGUGGGAACGGUUUCAGGGACACUUACUACAUGCUCUUCCAGCACACAGAUCAGCGUACAGUUUACAGUUAGUGAUGCUAACGCAUCAUCUACUCAUCACUAGCAAUCAGGGAUCACUAGUAGUUUGGGAUGUAAGGACAGGAGAACCCGUACGCGAAGUGAGGUUGGGUCACAAGGAUAGCUGUAUUUUCGUUAAACAAAUGUUAGCGUUAAGGGAUAGCGUAGUUUGCGAUUUCGGAAGACAAUUACGAAUAAUCAGGUUCCCGCUGGUCUCUGACAAGUUAGAUUAAGAUCUGUAUAUGCACUUUGUACAUAGUUGUUUCGGUUUUCUUUUCUUCUUAUUUGAUUUUAAUACUUGCGCAAAGUCUUUCGCCUUUGCCUGGAAAUAUAGAUUUUUACACGAUGUACAUUUCAUAUUUUAAAUCGUUGUACACAAUUUUAAUAUAAAUGUUUUACAUUACUGACUACGUCGUAGUCGCGCCUUAAUAUUUAUACUCCAUUGAGAUAGUAAAUAAAUUACGCUUGUCCUCUUCAAUGAGGAAUGUAUACAGAUCUUAAAUCGAAUCGAUACGGUGGCACGAGUGCGCUGCGGGAAUGUGGAAUAAAAAGCUGAGGACAGUGACGCGUGCUAUGGAAAAUUCAUAUUUUUAGAUAAUUAAACUGGAGAAUGAAGUAACUCCGGUAUCUCUGUACAUUGUCUUAGAAGAAUGGCUGUGCUACAUUUUGAAGCAUCUGUUUACUUUCGUGACGCAAUUUGGAAGCAUUUCCGUAGCGUCGGUCAUUUUUUAUGUAAAUUGUUUCGGAACAAAUUGAUAAGCUCUAAUUGAUAUUACGAUAAGUAGAAAACUGCAUUUGUUAAACCGGUGCUGUUCCAUGACACGGAGGUGCUGGGUCUUCGCUUCUGUGUUGUAAAAACGAGUCCGUGGCAAUACUGAUUAAUCGUGAAAUGUAAACAAUUAGAAUGUCACUACUUACAGUGUCAUUGGAUUAAAAAAUGUAUCUAAUGUAUCAGUUUAACAAAAUUAAGGCCAAAAGUUUGACUGAAUUCAGCACGUCAAGUAUUUAAACUUGAAAAGUUUUAAGAUGAACGUCGCGAAGUUUUACGUUAAUUAUAUAGUGAAAUUUCCUUCUUUGUACAUAUGUAACCUGGUUACAUGUAUCACGGUCUAAGAGUGCCUUUAUUCGAUUUUAAUUUAGUCCGAUUAAGUGAAAAAGUGUUGUAGUAAUGGAAUAUAAAAAUUGAACAAAUAGAUCUCAGUCUUCUGGUUUGUAGCAGAUUCUAAGUAAUUUUGAAGAAGACUUAAACAAACUCGCUGUAUGCUAAAUGGUGACACAUUUAGAUCAUUGAUCUGCAGCUGUUAAUUGAAGAGUAUUUAUGUUUGCCAACAAUAGUUCUCUUCACAUUGUUAGGAUUAAUACUUGGAAUGGAAUGAUUCAACUUUUAACAUCUCCUUUACUAAACGUUCAGUCUUGUUUAGCUGUAGCAGUCUAUUUUUGUAAGAAGAAUAAUUCUCUCAAGCAAGUUAAGAUAUGUUAUAUAUGUCAUGAUACACACAUAAAAUAUCUUGUUUCUUCACGAUACAUAAUAGUUCAAAGAGAAGCCUGUACAUUUUACGAUACAUUUAGAUAGUACAGCGAAAUGUACAAAGAAAAUUAUGACCAAGUCCGUGUGAAAAGUUAUAUAGAUUCAUUGUUAAAAGAAAGUGUUUAAUAUUUCACGAACAAUUCUUAAUAAUUAACUGGAUGUCUAUUUGAAUGAAAUUUUCAAAGCGUUGUUUUUACCAUGACGGAAUACGAAUGUUGUCUAAUUUGCAAGAAAAUGGAGUGAACUAUUUAACUGAACGCAAAUUUCUAUGCUUCCAAUGAUGUAAUACUUGAUAGUAUACGAACAGCUUCCAAUGAAGUACUAAAUCUUUAUGCGAUUCGUUAAAAAAGAAGAAACAAAAUUUCUAAUCCUAUCAUUUUCAUAAAACAGUCCAAGGGAUUUGAAAAUUUCCAUGCAAAUAUUUCCAGUCAAUGUUAGAGCAUACUUUCUGCAAUUAAAGUUUAAUAUGUGUGAUGCGAAAUGAAUGUUACAACGCAAUCGUCUGUACGCCUUUAGACUGAACUGUAAGACGAUUUACAUCGACGAGUCUCGUUUUAGUUUCUGAUGACCUGUUCGACGUAACUUGUACUUGUGAUCAUGGUCAUUGAUCUACUAAUAUAGAUAUAUAUUUAAAAAUAUAGAUGUGUAUAUUUAUAUAUACACAUGUAUAUUCUUAACCAAAGUUGUUAAUCAUAUCAAGUCAUGGCACGCUUGCUCAUGUGGGAGUUAAAUCAUGAAAAACAGUAAAAAAGAAAAAUAUCUAAAGUGCUUUUAACGGCGCAGCUGGUUGGCUAACGAUCAUUUAGAAGUCCGAGUGAUUUUUAUAUUUAUUUAAUUAAUUUAACAUGUGUAAAUCUCUCAUACACCAGAUAUAUUGUUCUUAAUAAAUUCUCACAUUUACUAAAUCUUGAUUUCCUUUUGUUCCCGUGAUCUCAUUGUAAUUCUAAUAUUUUAUUUUGUUCUUUUCUUUUCUUAUUUCUUAUCAUAUUAAUUAAUCACAAUGAAUUGGUUCGUAAUUAUUGACAAAUGUUUAGACUUUCCUUCCUUCCUCAUAAAAUAACAGAAUAAUGGUGAACGGAAGUUACCGACUGAGCAGAUUUGCGCUUAAAAAUAGAAACAGGUAAUAAUCAUGUUAUCAUUAUAAUGCACACUGUAUUUUUUUAAUAAUUCAAAUAAAAUAAAAAUGGCAAUGUCAGUAGACCAAUCACGGCGUAAAGAAUAUUUGUGAUGUUAGAAUGGUAAUUUUAAUAAAUUGCAGCUAUUUGUUUUCUGUU